UUUGGAAUUUCCCAUUUUAACUUAAGAAUAUUACAUUGUAUAGGUAUCAAACAUUUGAAAUGGAAGGGGAGUUGAAAUCUAAAAUUGAUCAAGCUUGUCGUGCAGCAGAAGAAUUCAUCAAACUAUAUUAUGAAAGUUUGGAUAAACGGAGAUAUCUUAUGUCAAAGCUAUACAUGGAUACAGCUAUUUUAGUAUGGAAUGGCAACGGAGUCGAAGGGAAAGAUCAAAUACAAAAUUUUUGGACUGAACUACCCAUCUCGGAACAUUCUGUGAUAACAUUAGAUGCUCAACCUAUAACAGGACCUACGGUGGCGAGUCAAUUGACAUUUUUAGUUAAAGUUAGUGGACAAGUAAAGUAUCAAGACAAGGACUUGAAAGUCAAGACUUACAGUGAUACAGUUAAAACGUACAAACCUUCACAAACAUUCAAUCAAAAUUUUCUGAUAACAGUUAUUGGCGAUAAAGGAAAGAUAGUAAGUGAUUGUUUUAGAACUCAAGAAGCAUUAGAAAGCUGAAACGUCUUAAGCAAAAUCAAUGUAUGCAUGUAACUUAUACAUUUUAUUACAUAAAAAUUCAUAACCUUACAUUGUCCUACAUGGAUUACUGAAAAUAAAAAAAGGAAUAUAUAUGUAUCAGUGGAGUAUGACAACCAUGGAAAAGACAAAAAAAGAUUAAACCAGCAAUUUUAUUAUAAACUAGGUGGUAAUAUAUAAAACAGCGUUAAAAUUUUGCAUAAGUAAAUCAGUUACCAUAUGAUGAUAUACAUUACUAGUGCCGAAAUUUUAUAUUGAUACAAGAUUAAAAAAUCAAUGCACACAAAAAAAAUAACGUUUUAUUAACAACUACGAACUAUACUGAAAAUCCUUGAACAUUUGUAGAUUUCGCUUUUGUUAAGAAUACAUUUCAAUAUAUUCGAUAUUUUGCAUAAUGAGGUUCAUUGUGUUUCAUUUACAUAUAUACUACGUACUUCGUGAAACAUAAUUGUAAUUAAAAUUAAAAUUCCAAAGUAGUAAUUCAUGCUUAACUAUCACAGAUACCAACGUAAAAUCUACUUAAAAUCAUUGAAACUUUGCUACAUAACAUAUGCUAAUAUCUUAUUUAUAAG
This is a messenger RNA of Copidosoma floridanum, 1105 nucleotides long. RefSeq names its product NTF2-related export protein 1 (gene Nxt1). Lineage: Eukaryota; Metazoa; Arthropoda; Insecta; Hymenoptera; Encyrtidae. Gene Ontology annotation, biological process: nucleocytoplasmic transport. The record is from RefSeq and is a predicted model, not a curated record.